GGAGAACAUCAUCUGCUUUGUGAAGAACGAGCUGAAGAAGAUCCACAAGGUUCUGGAUACAGAUCACACAGAAGUCUCAGAGAGUCAGAGGGAGGAUGAGGAGCAGAGGAGCAGCAGAGAGGCUUUUCUGAAGAUCACAGAGGACUUCUUAAGGAGGAUGAAGCAGGAGAAGCUCGCUGACAAAAUCAGAGCUUCAGCUUGUCGACGUGAACUCAAAUCAAACCUGAAGAAGAAGUUCCAGUGUUUGUUUGAGGGCGUGGCUAAAGCAGGAAACCCCACCCUUCUGAAUGAGAUCUUCACAGAGCUUUACAUCACAGAGGGAGGGACUGGAGAGGUCAAUGAAGAACAUGAGGUCAGACAGAUUGAAAGAGCUUCCUGGAAACCAGACAGACCAGAAACAUCCAUCAGACAAGAAGACAUCUUUAAAGCCUCAGCUGGAAGAGACGGACCAAUCAGAAGAGUGAUGACAAAGGGCGUGGCUGGCAUUGGGAAAACAGUGUUAACACAGAAGUUCACUCUGGACUGGGCUGAAGACGAAAGCAACCAGGACGUACAGUUCAUGUUUCCCUUCACCUUCAGAGAGCUGAAUGUGCUGAAAGAGAAGAAGUUCAGUUUGGUGGAACUCAUCCAUCACUUCUUCACUGAAACCAAAGAAGCAGGAAUCUGCAGGUUUGAAGACUUUAAGGUGGUCUUCAUCUUUGAUGGUCUGGACGAGUGUCGACUUCCUCUGGACUUCCACAACACUGAGAUCCUGUCUGACGUCACAGCGUCCACCUCAGUGGACGUGCUGCUGACAAACCUCAUCAGGGGGAAACUGCUUCCCUCUGCUCGCCUCUGGAUAACCACACGACCUGCAGCAGCCAAUCAGAUCCCUCCUGAUUGUGUGGACAUGGUGACAGAGGUCAGAGGGUUCACGGACCCACAGAAGGAGGACUACUUCAGGAAGAGGUUCAGAGAUGAGGAGCAGGCCAGGAGGAUCAUCUCCCACCUCCAGACAUCACGAAGCCUCCACAUCAUGUGCCACAUCCCAGUCUUCUGCUGGAUCACUGCAACAGUUCUGGAGAACAUGCUGAAAACCAGAGAUGGAGGAGAACUGCCCAAGACCCUGACUGAGAUGUACAUCCACUUCCUGGUGGUUCAGUCCAAAGUGAAGAGGGUCAAAUAUGAUGGAGGAGCUGAGACAGAUCCACACUGGAGUCCAGAGAACAGGAAGAUGAUUGAGUCUCUGGGGAAACUGGCUUUUGAGCAGCUGCAGAAAGGAAACCUGAUCUUCUAUGAAUCAGACCUGACAGAGUGUGGCAUCGAUAUCACAGCAGCUUCAGUUUACUCAGGAGUCUUCACUCAGAUCUUUAAAGAGGAGAGAGGCCUGUACCAGGACAAGGUCUUCUGCUUUGUCCAUCUGAGUGUUCACGAGUUUCUGGCUGCUCUUCAUGUUCAUCUGACCUUCAUCACCUCUGGAACAAAUCUGUUGUCAGAACCAACAACAAGCCAGUUGACCAGACCGUUUGGAAAAAAACCUAAACUGAAUCAUCUGCACCAGAGUGCUGUGGACGAGGCCUUACUGAGUCCAAAUGGACACCUGGACUUGUCCCUCCGCUUCCUCCUGGGUCUUUCACUGGAGACCAAUCAGAAGCUCUUAAGAGGUCUACUGACACAAACAGGAAGUGGUUCACAGACCAAUCAGGAAACAGUUGAGUACAUCAAGAGGAAGAUCAGUGAGAAUCUGUCAGCAGAGAGAAGCAUCAACCUGUUCCACUGUCUGAAUGAACUGAACCAUCGUUCUCUUGUGAAGGAGAUCCAAGAGUCCCUCACAUCAGGACGCCUGUCCACAGAGACACUGUCUCCUGCUCAGUGGUCAGCUCUGGUCUUCAUCUUACUGUCAUCAGGAAAAGAUCUGGAAGAGUUUGACCUGAAGAAAUACUCUGCUUCAGAGGAGGCUCUUCUGAAGCUGCUGCCAGUGGUCAAAGCCUCCAACUCAUCAGAUUCAUGUGAACUGGAACUGGACACAAACACAAUGAGCAGAGGACUCAAACUGUCUGACGACAACAGGAAAGUGACCCGUGUGACAGAAUAUCAGUGGUAUCCUGAUCAUCCAGACAGAUUUAAGUUCUGGUCUCAGCUGCUGUGUAGACCUGGUCUGACUGGUCGCUGUUACUGGGAGGUCGAGUGGAGAGGAACUGUUUAUAUAUCACUGAGUUACAGAGGAAUCAAGAGGAAAGGCAUCGGUUUUGACUGUGUGUUUGGAUAUAAUGAUCAGUCCUGGAGUCUGUUCUGCUCUGAUGAUCUUGGUUACUCUGUCCGUCACUGUGGGACACGAACACCCAUCAUGUCCUCUGUCUCUCACAGAGUAUCAGUGUAUGUGGACUGUCCUGCUGGGACUCUGUCCUUCUACAGCGUCUCCUCUGACUCACUGAUCCACCUCCACACCUUCAGGACCACAUUCACUGAACCGGUUUAUCCUGGGUUCCUGGUCUGGCCUGGUUCCUCAGUGUCUCUGUGUCCUCUGUAGGACAUGAAGAGACAGCAGCUUCAGUGGUGGACGAGGUCAAAGCUCAAAUAAUAUAAAAUAAAAUUCAAGGUUUUCAAUCAAAUAGAAAACAAAGUAAAUAAAGAUGGUAAGAGUUUGACUCUUGUUCUGAAGAACAUCAUCUUCUCAUGGAGCCUUUCUGUCCCAGCAUGCACUGCUUCUCCUCCUCCUCCUCUUCAUGCUGCCUGACAACAGCGCCCCCUGCUGCAUGUGAGCAGAACAACACUCAGAGUUACGCACACACACACACACACAUGGAAAAUGAAACACACAUGAGCAGAUUAUGCCAUGAAUGAGGAAGUGUGGUUUCUGCUGUGAUGCAGGUGAAACUGAGUGUGCGUGACCUCAGGAUGACCUCUGUCCUCCUGCUGCUCUGUGAACGACAGUGAAGAACGUGUCCACAGUGACAGGAAACUCAUGACACUCAGAGGGUUUUUGCACUUUCCAAACAUCAUCAGUGUCUGUGGUUUCUGUUUCUGUGGCUUAAUGAAGAAUGACAUUUUCAACAUCAAUAAAAACCACAUCAUAUCACUUUAA
Molecule: messenger RNA, 3064 nt
Organism: Solea solea (common sole)
Lineage: Eukaryota; Metazoa; Chordata; Actinopteri; Pleuronectiformes; Soleidae
Product: protein NLRC3-like
Exons: 3
Coding region: 158-2509 (783 amino acids)
Molecular function (GO): protein binding
Source: RefSeq, a predicted model, not a curated record